This is a messenger RNA of Lycium barbarum (goji berry), 1295 nucleotides long. RefSeq names its product F-box protein At5g49610-like. Bases 93 to 1262 code for a protein of 389 amino acids. The record is from RefSeq and is a predicted model, not a curated record. Lineage: Eukaryota; Viridiplantae; Streptophyta; Magnoliopsida; Solanales; Solanaceae. The transcript has 2 exons. Gene Ontology annotation, molecular function: protein binding.
UCCCUAUAUACUUUUCACCGACCACAAGCACAACACUAUAUGAUUAUCAAGCUCUCAUCUCUGUUCUCAAUCUAUAAAUUACCGAGAUUGUCAUGGAGCUGUCUGUAAAGACGGUAAUUGAUAUAUUGCGUCGGUUGCCUUCGAAAUCCCUUGCGAGGUUUAAAUGUGUGUCUAGGAGUUGGGCACUACAUGUAUCUGACUGCCGUUCUCCGAGAUUGUGUACUCGUACAAUUGGAUUCUUUUACCAAGCUAUACGUACACACGCCCAAAUUCAUUUUCUCUUCACUUCACCGGAGAUGGUUAAAGAAAAUUUCGACGAGUCUGUAAAUUUUCUACAUGGUUGUCGCCUAUACAUUAUUGCAUCAUCAAUGGGAUUUCUCCUUUGCUGUGAGCAAGAAAUAUAUCAACGACAUUACUAUGUUUAUAAUCCUGUCACAAGGCAAUACUUUGCCCUCCCAGAAGUAAAAACAUGCACUAACCAUGUCGAGGUUGGGAUAAAAGUACAAACAUGUGCUAAGUAUGUUGCGAUUGGGUUUAAUUGCAAGUUGGAUGACCCAAUUAGUAAGGAUGUUAUCUCGUUCACGAUAGUUCGUUAUAAGGUGCCUGCUGAAUCAACGGUAACAAUUGAAAGUUUCUCUUCUCAAACUAAUGCAUGGACUGAAAUAACCCUUGCACUUGAAAAUCCUCUUGAUUUUCAGCCCUCCUUUUACCACCCUUCAAAGUGGCCAAAAUCAGGAGGCGCUAUCGAAGGAGUAUUCUAUUGGCUUGACUUUGAACCUCGAAUCAACCUAUACGAUUCUGUGAAUAUGUGUUUUUGGUCUCUGGACUUACCUGAUAGGCUCGACUAUUUACAUAUGAGAUCUCUAGGUGUAUCAGGGGGAAUUCUCUGUUUUGCAAGUAUGUGUUGUGGACUCACGGUUUGGCAGCUGAAGAGCAAUAUACGGGACAGGACAGCGCUAUGGGACAUGAAGUACACUAAUUUAUGUGUUUUUGAAGCCUUUAACACUUGUCCGGAGACCUUAGGACUUCUUCAUCGCUGUGGGCUAGGACAUAGAAUAAAUUAUAAUUUUGAUCGUGAUAUGGUAUUUCACCCUUAUGAACCACAAAUUCUUAUUGUUCUUAAUAUAAAAGAAUAUGGUAAGUUUCUGAUGUGCUACGACAUGGACAAUUCUUCUGCAAAGUUAGUAUGUAACUUUGGCAAUCGCAAAACAUACACCAAUAUAUUUCCUUAUGAGUGGCAAGAAUGGCCACUUCUUCUUUAGGCAUCUUGCUGUUUUUGAAUUAUUAUUGGUAUG